GUUGCUGAGAGAUAUGGAAAUCAGAGGAAACCAAACUUCACCAAUGUCAGUCCUAUUGAAGGCUCUAUCCAUGGAGUUGAGAGUAGCCGAGUUCAACAACACACAGAAGAGGGAGCUGAAGGUGAAGAUUACCAAGAACUGACACAGCGGGAGGAGAACGACUUGGAGCACAUGAUAUCACAAACUGAGGGUGCCAUCAGCAAUAUUGAAGCAUUCACUGAACAACUCUCCAAGGACUUGUCUGUUUUGGAUGGGGCCAAUAUCCAUUCUAUCAUGGAUGCUGAGCCUCAAGUGGAAUCACUAAUGCAGCUGUUGAAUGAUGCCUUGAAUGAGCUUGACCACUUGGAUAAACGACUUACAGGAUAUGAUGACCGUCUUAGAGAAGUGCGAGCUCAGAUGGAACAAAUGGAGGACAAAGAUAAACAUAUGGUAACAGAGAGCAGGAAUCGUAAAAAGCUUUUGGAGGAGGUGGAAUUGCUAGUGGUUACACUGGAUGUCCCUGAGCGCAAUAUCGUAGCUCUUCAAGAAGCUGACCUUUCCAAAGGAAUGGGACUGACAGAGUGCACCCAUGCUGCGUUUGUCGUGCUUAAUGCCCUGCAAGCUGAUCUCAGUCCAGGUUUGACUGAAAUGAGAGCUGUCAAGGAACAGCGAGAAAAAUUUUGGCAGCUGAGCAGUGAUUUUGCUCAGCGUCUAAAGUUUCAUCUCAUGGAAAUCUUUACACGCCAUGGUAUAGAUCUAGAGACUCUGGUUCAACAAUCCAGUGAGCUGUGUAUCCCUAAACAUUUGACUUGUCAUAAUGACCUCGCCCCAUUCUCUGAGUUGAUGAAGUGGCUUAAAGAAGUCGAUCAGACUGUGUUCCUGGAGCUUUGUCAGGCAUAUACACAAUCCCUCAGCAGAGUGUAUGAGAGGGAACUGAGGGACUUCUUUGAGGCUGUUAAACAAAGGACUAUGACGAAAGGUGUCCGACCCUACGCUGCCUUCAAGAUGACAGGGUCCGCGACAGGCAUCAAUGACCCAAAAAUGAGCCCUCGCCCCAGUCCUCGUGGCAUUAAGACAGGCUCUUUCAGAAAAACUGAAAAAGCAUUGGACAGGAAAGACACGGAUUCUAUUGGUUCUUUGGGCUCAGAUACGAGGUCCAGAUCGGGAUCCAUGAGCUCAGUGGAUUCUUCUGAUCAGCUGCAGGAGGGCAGAGGAAAGUUUGAAAGGGUUUUUGAUGUUCUUUUGUUGGAGCUCGAACCAGUAUGUACAGCCGAACAGGAAUUUGUACAAAAGUUCUUCGAUUUUUCUUUGGAGGAGCCAGAGCCUUCAGAGUCACCAAGCGUCUUAAACAUCGACUCUCCUGAUGGUGCGAUGUUUAGCAAGGCAUCGCCAAUUAAAUCUAUAGAUUCUACGGAUGUAAGGGAGCGAAUACCGCUAAACGAGGAAGUCAGAAAAAGAAAACAGCGGAUGAAUAAAAACCGAGAAGAUAUGAAGAGGAUCAUGCAAGGAUUGUUCAACGUCUUGGAAACCGAGUUACACAGCUACAUCCACUUUGCGGAUAGACUUGAUCCUUUUAACACCAUGUAUAUGUUGGUCAAGAUCGGUCAUUUUGUGAUCACCGCCCAGUUGUCUGGUUCACCAGUGUCCUACCUCAGCCAGCAGCUUGGAAACUGCCUUAUCUCUGUGAAGAGGCUCUUUGACAAGUUUAUAGCCAACCUAAAGAAACAAAUCGAGGAAAUGAAGAUUCAGAAGACGAAGAAGUGUGGAAUUUUGCCAUUUGUGACUAAGUUUGAAGAAUUUGCAUGCAUUUCAGAGAGCGUGUUCAAGAACUCUAAACGCCGCAAUGACCUUGACAAAGCUUAUCACAGCCUUAUUCGAGUUGUGUGCGCUAACGUGGAGCGCAUGGCUGAGGAACAUCAGAAGACACCUCGAGCGGUGGUCAUGAUGGAGAACUAUCAUCGUUUGUUCAGGGUUCUGACGCGUCUUAAGAUAGUUUGCCUUGAGAGCGAAAAGAGAGAGGCCAAGAGGAAAUAUAACGACACCCUGAAGUUGUACGUAAAAGAGAUGCUUGGAAGACCCAUGGAAAAGAUCAAUAUCUUUUUUGAGGGUGUACAAGAAUGUAUUGCUGCUGGGGUGAAGGAAGACGAAGUCGGAUACCAGCUUGCAUUCAGCAAACAAGAAUUAAGGAAAAACAUCAAGGAGUACCCAGCCAAGGACAUAAAAAGAGGACUGGAACACUUGUACAAAAAAGUCGAGAAACAUUUGUGUGAGGAAGAAAACUUGCUUCAGGUUGUGUGGCACUCCAUGCAAGAUGAAUUCAUCCAACAAUACAAGCAUUUUGAGGAUCUUAUUCAGCGGUGUUACCCUGAAUCUAAGAUCAAUCUAGAAGUUACCAUCGAGGAUAUCCUGUCAUUUUUCUCAAACAUCGCCCAGUCACACUGAAGUUGGAAGAGUCAAUCCAAUGAGAGAACACUGCAUAAGAUGUGUAGAUAGUUUCGUUGAUCUAUUUCGAUUGGCGAUUAAAUUGCUAAAUUAAAUUUUUCGAGUCAAUUGGAUUGGGAUAGCGUCGUAUACACUUGAUUAACGUGGUGUAACUUGCUAAAAGAGAUUGAAAUUAAAAUUAAACGUUAAGAAUUUAUGAAUUAUGAAAAGAUGAUUAUAUGUUAAAUAACAACGUUGUAAAGCGUGAAAGUUUUGAUCGAAAGAGCCAUUUGCCUAAACUUGUGAACACUCGAUUGUAAAUUAAUUUCGGCGUUUUUUGUGUUCUUUUUUUUUUUAAUUGUUAUUUUAAUAUAAGCAUUUCAAAACAUAUCAUUUGUCGAUUUUGAUUCCCAAUGGCUCAUUUCUCAUAUUUACAAAGAAAUGAGCAAUUUUUUGUCGGAAGUUUCACCUUGUUUUGAGUGUAUAACGGACUCACUGUCGAGGACUGGCAAUGUAUCAAGGAGGACCAAAGAAGAUCCUGUAUAUAUUCAUUUGCUGUUGUUGAGAACUAUUCAAUAAUGAAUUAAAACUAUCUUCAAAAAAAA
Molecule: messenger RNA, 3005 nt
Organism: Stylophora pistillata
Lineage: Eukaryota; Metazoa; Cnidaria; Anthozoa; Scleractinia; Pocilloporidae
Product: exocyst complex component 1
Biological process (GO): Golgi to plasma membrane transport; exocytosis
Cellular component (GO): plasma membrane; exocyst
Molecular function (GO): phosphatidylinositol-4,5-bisphosphate binding
Source: RefSeq, a predicted model, not a curated record